AUGACAUUAAGUGCUUUAGAAGCUCAUAAAAAAUACAAGUCUAUAAACACAGAAGAUAAAAGAACCAAUAGUAAUUAUGAAAGAGUUCAAGCUAUAACUAAAACAGAACAAAAUAAUAACGACCAUAAUACAACUAAUAAUUUUGAUUUUUCUAAUACUGAUAUUGUAUUAAAAAAUAUAAAUGAAAUAUCAAUAAAAAAAAAUCUACAAAUUAUAUCAAAACCAAGCAUUAAUAAACAAUUUCUAGACAAAAAUGGUUGUACAGUUGAGAUUUUUGGAUUUUAUACAGAAGAAAAACUUAUUCUUCAAGGGUUUUAUGAAUUCAAAGUAAUAAAAGGGAUAAUUUCUAUAAUGUCAUCAGAAUUUGACUCUUCUAAUACAUCUCAAUGGUAUCGUAUAUUUAGUUUAACAACUGAUUCAAUACCAGUAAUUUCUUCAGUAUUAUCAAAUAAAAAUUCAAUUGAAACGAGUUGUUUUAUACAUUCUAAAGAGAUAUGUUCCUUCAUACGGAUGUUAGAUAGUUUUUUAGAAUCUAUUAUUUGUAUAAUUGAUGAUUUUUCAAAUCAUCCAUUGUUAAACAUUCCAGAAUCAUGGUUAUCUGCAAUAGAUAUUAUACAUUCUUCAAACUUUGAUAAUAAAACUGCAAGGAUUAUAAUUUGUGGACCGAAGUCAUCUGGAAAAUCAACAUUUGCAAAAAAUUUAAUAAAUAAGUUUUUAACAGGAAAAUAUAAUAAACAUAAAACAAUAGAAGGAAUCAAUUAUAUUGAAACAGAUCUAGGGCAACCGGAAUUUUCGCCUCAUGGAAUAAUUAGUUCUCAUUAUAUCAAAAAACCUGUUAUCAAUCCAUCAUUUACUCAUUGUACUCUUCCAUCACUUACAAAAGCACAUUUUCUCGGAAAUAUAUCACCACAAAAUAACCCAAAACAUUUUUUAUUAUGCAUUAAUGAUAUAUUUAAUACAAAUAAAAGAAAUAUUCCUACUAUUAUUAAUACACCUGGCUGGACUAAAGGUAUGGGGUUGGAACUCUUAAAUGAAAUCAUAAAUCUAUCAAACUGCACAUAUCUUGUAUAUAUUGGCCCUAAAACUAACGUCGAAAUUUUCGAUACCGAAUUAAUACUUCCAUCAUCCGUUGAACUUCUUACUCUUCCAUCUGCUCGCGAAUUUAUUAAUACAUGUGGAACGGUAAAAACUAAUACAGCAGAUCUACGAGAAUUAUCCAUAAUAUCAUAUUUUCACUCAAUAAAUAUUUCUGAAGAUAAUUGCCAUACAAACUGGGAAUUUGAUUCAUAUCUUCUAGAUAUGAAACCUUGGAUCGUAAAGUAUGAUGGAGAUCUGAAUGGUAUUGACGCAAUAUCCGUCUUAAAUACUACAUUAGAUAUAGAAGAAUUUUACUAUGCCAUAAAUGGGACUAUUAUGGCUUUUGUAGUUGCAGAUGAUAUCACAAAAAAUAAUGAAAACACAUGGAAAUCCAUUAUUACAAAAUCUAAAGACUGUCUACCAAUAUUAAAUAUGGAGAAAAAUCCUAUUGAUCCUAAAAUCAGUCAAUGCAUAGGCCUUUGUAUUUUAAGAGGAAUAUCAAGGAAGUCUAAAGAACUCCAAAUUCUGACACCCAUUGAUACAUUAACUUUAAAUAAAUAUUUGAAUUCCAAUAAAAAAAUUAUUCUGGUUCGAGGAAAUCUCGAACUACCUAUUUCACUUAUGAUUAAUUGCAAAAAAAAUAAAGAUGCCAAAAUAGACUGGAAUAAAGCACCAUAUCUUAGUUUGGAAAACGAAGGGUUAGGUUCUAAAGUAUGGCAUCCUAGAAAAAACAUAGAACGCCCAGCUAUGCGCAUAUAA
This is a messenger RNA of Pneumocystis murina B123, 1836 nucleotides long. RefSeq lists its product as hypothetical. The coding region runs from base 1 to 1836 and encodes 611 amino acids. Gene Ontology annotation, cellular component: nucleus. Gene Ontology annotation, biological process: cleavage in ITS2 between 5.8S rRNA and LSU-rRNA of tricistronic rRNA transcript (SSU-rRNA, 5.8S rRNA, LSU-rRNA). The transcript is spliced from 5 exons. NCBI's taxonomy places the organism in Eukaryota, Fungi, Ascomycota, Pneumocystomycetes, Pneumocystales, Pneumocystaceae. The record is from RefSeq and is a predicted model, not a curated record. Gene Ontology annotation, molecular function: polynucleotide 5'-hydroxyl-kinase activity.